This is a messenger RNA of Aptenodytes forsteri (emperor penguin), 849 nucleotides long. RefSeq names its product growth factor receptor bound protein 7 (gene GRB7). Gene Ontology annotation, biological process: protein phosphorylation. The annotation marks the transcript as partial. Lineage: Eukaryota; Metazoa; Chordata; Aves; Sphenisciformes; Spheniscidae. The record is from RefSeq and is a predicted model, not a curated record. Gene Ontology annotation, molecular function: protein kinase activity. The transcript has 8 exons.
GUCCCCAUCAAGUGGAUGGCGCUGGAGUCCAUCCUCCGCCGGCGCUUCACGCACCAGAGCGAUGUCUGGAGCUACGCCCGGCACCUCCAGUACUUCGCCGACCUCACCGAGUCCAACAUCUACUACGUGACGCAGGGCAAGAAGCACUACGGGACGCCCACCGAGUUCGGCUUCUGCAUCAAGCCCUACAAGGUGCGGAGCGGCGUGAAGGGCCUGAAGCUGCUCUGCAGCGAGGACGAGCAGAGCCGGAGCUGCUGGAUGGCGGCUUUCCGCCUCUUCAAGUAAGGCAUGCAGCUCUACCGCAACUACCAGCAAGCGCAGGCGCGGCUGAGCCAGCCCCCCUGGAUCGGCCCCACGCCCCUGCGAAGCGUCUCGGACAAUGCGCUGGUGGCCAUGGACUUCUCGGGGUGCACGGGCCGGGUGAUCGAGAACCCCAGCGAGGUGCUGACGGUGGCCCUGGAGGAGGCGCAGGCCUGGAGGAAGAAGACGACGCACCGGUACAGCCUGCCGGCAGCCUGCCAGAGCUCCCCGCUCAGCACCGCCAUCCACUGCACCCAGCCCUGGUUCCACGGGCGCAUCUCCCGGGAGGACACCCAGCAGCUCAUUGGCCGUCAGGGCUUGGUGGACGGGUAUGGGGACCCCAGGGGGGGGUGCCGGGGGGGGUGCCGCGUUUGCGAGGGCCUGACCCAUGCCGCCCGGCAGAGCGAGGAGGAGGGACGGCUCUACUUCACCAUGGACGAUGGGCAGACCCGCUUCGCCGACCUCAUCCAGCUCGUGGAGUUUCACCAGAUCAACCGUGGCAUCCUGCCCUGCAAGCUGCGGCACUACUGCACCUGCGUGGCCCUCUGA